AUGUCGCUUGUCAUUAGCCCGGAUUUCCAGCACAUUCUGCGUAUUCUUAACACCAACAUUGAUGGUCGUCGUAAAGUGUGGGUCGCUUUGACUGCUAUCCAGGGUGUCGGUCGUCGUUUUUCCGUCAUGGUUUGCAAGAAGGCUGAGGUGGACAUCACCAAGCGUGCUGGUGAGCUAACGAACGAUGAAAUUGAGCGUGUCGUCGCUAUCAUCCAGAACCCGCUGCAGUUCAAGAUCCCCGUGUGGUUCCUAAACAGACAAAAGGAUUUCAAGACUGGCAAGCACUCGCAGGUCGUGGCUAACAACCUACAGGGCAAGUGGCGCGAGGAUUACGAGCGUCUUAAGAAGAUUUACGCUCACCGUGGUUUGCGUCACUGGUGGGGUCUCAAGGUGCGCGGCCAGCACACCAAGACGACUGGUCGUCGCGGACGUACGGUCGGCAUCCUUGGUGGCAAGUAA
Peronospora farinosa is the source of this 459-nucleotide messenger RNA. The record is from the annotation of a GenBank genome assembly. NCBI's taxonomy places the organism in Eukaryota, Oomycota, Peronosporomycetes, Peronosporales, Peronosporaceae.